Syngnathoides biaculeatus (alligator pipefish) is the source of this 1647-nucleotide messenger RNA. RefSeq lists its product as uncharacterized. The record is from RefSeq and is a predicted model, not a curated record. The coding region runs from base 208 to 1647 and encodes 479 amino acids. The transcript is spliced from 6 exons. Lineage: Eukaryota; Metazoa; Chordata; Actinopteri; Syngnathiformes; Syngnathidae.
AUGACGCGUGAAACGCUUCCUGGUUUAUCCGAAACCACGCGUGAAGCUAGUAGCGCGUAAUUUCUUUUUUUUAAAACUCUUCGCCUGUUGUUUGAGCAAUGGAAAUAAGAUAUUUCAUAAUUUUGCCCAUUAUUUAACUAAAAUGUAUGAGGAGGAGAUAAUUCCGUAGUUUGUGCUCGUUUCCGAUAUUAAACAUAAUCGAGAUUGAUGACAACGAUUCAACGUCAGCCCAUAAUGUCAGAAAUACACAAGAAUGUUGGAUUGACUCAAGAGGACGCCUUUGCCGACUUGAUGUCAUCAGAAUCACUUCAAGAUGUCCUGGAAAAUCAUCCCGAUUAUGUGAAAAAUAUAUCGCAGUAUCACGAGUGCCAAAAUCCAACAUCAAAAGGCUCCAGUGAAGUCGACAGUGAUUCCGGAGACAGCCUAUUUCUAACACAGAAGCCAGCGCCUCAGCCUGUGAGAGCAAUCAGGGAGCGGAAAUCAUCACGGCACACCUAUGCCACCGAGCACGAGGACAGUGGGGGGGACUCUUCGUCCUCUCACAGAGAUGAACAUGACCGCGGGAUGAGCAGAAAGAAAAAGAAACCAAAGAUCAAGUUACCAAAAUAUAGCUUCCAUUUUCUCCCGAAAGGGGAAAGGAGCCCCAGAGGCACCCAUUUAGCCACCAGAGACAAUAUAAAACUCCAUAAUUAUGUGAUGGGGGGCUUCUUUAAAUGUGUAGAGUUGUGGCAGGGAGCAGACGAUUUGUGGAUGGCUCUACCAACAGUUGACCAAGAUGAGGACAUAUCUCCACUUACAGAAGAUGGGGAAGACCAAUCUAGUGACGAGGACAUCAAAGUGGUGGAAACCGGAGUGCCCGCAGAAAACGAGGAGAACAUGGAAACUCCACACAGGCGGGUUGAACCCGGGACCUCAGAACUGUGCGGUCAACGCUUUGUUAUGAAUUUUCAUUUAUUACGGGACAAAAAAUGUUUUGUGGUCAAAUCCAAACUAAAGCAGCAACCCUGGUGCACACCAUCACAGUGUACCAAGCAGGGGAAACAUCAGCAGGAGGAAGGAGUUGUUCCUCAAGAAAGAGAAAAAAUAGUUGAACUAUCAAGUGAGCUGCCCACAUCAAGUAUGCCUCUCCCGAAAGACAAAAAUAAUCCAGUAUGUUCCUCUUCACCUUGGAACAUUCCUGCCGUGUUCGGAAAUAAUGAACCGCUAAGAACUAAUAUGGUACAAAUACAAACUCCAACAAGCAAGAGGAUUCCUUUCCCAAAAGAAAGACAAGAACUCAUUGAACCAGAGGUUAAUUUGCAGCUUGACCUCAGCGUAAAAGAAAAUCCCGUAUUUUCCCUCAGCCACAACAAAUUUACUGAGAAAACCAAACGAGGUGAGGUUGAAGAGUUGCGCUGUGCAGUCAACGAAUCUCUAAAUGAUAACGAGCAGAGGAAAAAGGUGAAGAAAAAGGGAUCACAUCACAAAUGUGGGAGUUUAGACAUGACCGCAGACCCUCGAGAAACUGGAAAAAAAAAGUUUGCUGAUGCAUCUCAAGAAGAUGACAUUAGUGAGAAGUCUUACAGUGAUGCCACAGCUUUGUCUCUAAGUAUAGGAAUGACGAAGAAAAAAUCAUCUGUCAUGGACACAACAACAAGUUGCUGGUGA